AUGCCUCCCAAGAAAGCUUCCGCCGGUGCCCCCAAGAAGGCUGCUGCUGCUCCGGCCCAUGUCUCCUACCGUGCUAUGAUCACCAACGCCAUUCAGAAUUUGAAAGAGCGCAAUGGUAGCAGUCGCCAGUCUGUCAAGAAGUACGUGCUGGCCAACAACAAAAUCACCGCCGCCUCCACUCCCGCCUUUGAUAGCCAGUUCAACAAGGCCAUCAAGGCGGGUGUCGAGAAGGGUGAAUUCACCCAGCCCAAGGGCCCCUCGGGACCCGUGAAGCUCGCCCGCAAGGAGUCCGUCGCGAAGCCCGCUGCCAAGAAGACUACGUCUGUCAAGGCCCCCGCUAAGAAGACCUCGACUGCCAAGAAGGCCGCCGAGAAGCCGGAGAAGGCCGAGAAGCCCAAGGCCACCACCACCAAGAAGGCCACCACCGCCACCAAGAAGACCACCGCCACCAAGGCCAACACCGCGAAGCCCCGCAAGACGUCGGCGCCCGCCGUGGUUGACAAGCCCAAGGUGACGGGAAAGACCAAGUCUGGCCGCGUGACCAAGACGACGGCGAAGCCCGCUUCCGAAAAGACCAAGAAGUCGACAGCCAAGAAGGCCUAA
Molecule: messenger RNA, 603 nt
Organism: Aspergillus campestris IBT 28561
Lineage: Eukaryota; Fungi; Ascomycota; Eurotiomycetes; Eurotiales; Aspergillaceae
Exons: 7
Coding region: 1-603 (200 amino acids)
Biological process (GO): negative regulation of DNA recombination; chromosome condensation; nucleosome assembly
Cellular component (GO): nucleus; nucleosome
Molecular function (GO): structural constituent of chromatin; double-stranded DNA binding; nucleosomal DNA binding
Source: RefSeq, a predicted model, not a curated record